AUGUUCGACCGAGUCAAAGCGGUCUUUUGCAGAUAUCCCGACAACAAGGCGGGGGCGACGAUGGCGGUGCUCGAAUUCCUGGCAGCUCAAGGGGUGCGUUUGGGCCCGUUUACGCAGGCGACGCAGUCCGAAGGUUACUUCUCCAAGGGCAGCCGUAGGGCUUGUGAGGUCUAUUUCCCCCAACCCGGUAUCAGCACGACAGCGAGGUUGACUGGCACUGAAGUCAACCGUAUCAAGGGGCUGCUGAAGAACGGCAAAAAGUCGCCUCUGAGGACCACGGAUUGGGGCGAAUUAGUUUGGAAAGGCUGGCUCGAGUUCAGGUUUAAGAAAGCCGGAAAAGCUACGCGAGCCAGGCGAAACUGUGUCUGCGUGGAGUAUGAACCGAAGAUUGCCCGCAAGCCCCAACAGCCGGAUACCGUGACCUUCGGCCUCGUGGGCACGGUCACCUGCAUACACCAAACUUACCAUCACGGAAUGCUCGCCGUCAUUCUAUGUGUGACUUGCGGCCUCGGCCUGUUGUACUAUUCGGUCCAACUUUCACUUCCUUAUCCGCCUCCCAAGUCCAACUUGCAGAAGUUUCUAGAAGGGUGCAAGGCCUUGUUCGGCUAUUGA
Messenger RNA from Aspergillus aculeatus ATCC 16872, 612 nucleotides. RefSeq lists its product as uncharacterized. The transcript is spliced from 3 exons. Lineage: Eukaryota; Fungi; Ascomycota; Eurotiomycetes; Eurotiales; Aspergillaceae. The record is from RefSeq and is a predicted model, not a curated record. The coding region runs from base 1 to 612 and encodes 203 amino acids.